This is a messenger RNA of Gavialis gangeticus (Gharial), 4843 nucleotides long. It is a transcript of the gene CHFR, whose product is annotated as checkpoint with forkhead and ring finger domains. The coding region runs from base 109 to 2142 and encodes 677 amino acids. Gene Ontology annotation, cellular component: nucleus. NCBI's taxonomy places the organism in Eukaryota, Metazoa, Chordata, Crocodylia, Gavialidae. Gene Ontology annotation, molecular function: protein binding; ubiquitin-protein transferase activity. The transcript is spliced from 18 exons. The record is from RefSeq and is a predicted model, not a curated record. Gene Ontology annotation, biological process: protein ubiquitination; ubiquitin-dependent protein catabolic process; mitotic cell cycle checkpoint signaling.
AUGGCAGGCGUGGGGGGGCGCACGGCCCGGCCCCGGUCGCAUCAGCUGAUGGCUGGCAAUGCCUGUUGACAGGAGCAGCCUCCGCGGCGGGACUGGAUGUGAGCGCGGAUGGAGGCCUCGGAAGCGGGAGGCCGGAGCCAGCCGCGGCCCUGGGGGAGGCUGGUGCGGCUGGGCGCGGAGCACGCCGAGCCCCACGUCUUCCUGCUGAAGAGAGAGUGGACCAUCGGGCGGAAGAAAGGAUGUGACUUGUCCUUUCCUGGCAACAAGCUGGUGUCUGGAGAUCACUGUAAAAUCAUAGUGGAUGAAGAAUCUGGUCAAGUAUCACUGGAGGAUACCAGCACUAACGGAACAGUAAUAAAUAAACUGAAGGUGGUUAAGAAGCAGACGUGCCCUUUGCAGACUGGGGACGUGAUCUAUGUUGUUUACAGAAAGAAUGAGCCAGAAAAGAAUGUCGCUUAUCUCUAUGAAUCCUUCAACAUAAAACAAGAUGCAACUCAAGAACCAGUAGAAGCUAAUGCUGAAAAUGAGUGCCAUGUGACCAAAGAUACCUCAAGGACAGAAAGAGGUGAUGAUGAGACCCAAAUUACCUCAUCACUUUCAGCCACUCAGUCUUGCUAUGAGGAACCACAGCCAUCUACUUCUACAUCUAACCUCUUUAAUGCUUCUUCUACCUCUCUUAUUGAGUCUGCGUCUGUUGAGCAGGAUAAUCCUUCAACAUCUGGAUCACAGUCUUCUUUCACUCCUGUGCCUGGUUUCUCCACCCUAGAACCUAAGUAUCCAGGAGCAUCACCUGAUGGACAUGGGCAGCUAGAUGCAAAUAGUGAAAGCUCCACCAUCACUUCAGGUGUUUCUGAUAAAGAGAAAACAGAAACUUGUACAUUGGAACCCCAAGAGGUGGAGGAGGACUUGGAACCUGCUAAGAAGAAAAUAAAAGGAGAUGAGGAUGCUACUCCAUAUCUUCAGGUGACAGCUUCAAGUGAAUGUAUAAUUAAGAUUGGCUCAGAAGAUGCAAAAACAUCAAAUGUGAAACCCGAUAAAAUGGAGGAAACACUCACUUGCAUUAUCUGCCAGGAAUUGCUGCAUGACUGUGUAAGCUUGCAGCCCUGCAUGCACACCUUCUGUGCUGCCUGCUACUCAGGGUGGAUGGAACGGUCGUCUCUCUGUCCAACUUGCCGUUGUCCAGUUGAACGAAUUUGUAAAAACCAUAUAUUGAACAACUUGGUUGAGGCCUAUCUGAUCCAGCAUCCAGAUAAGUGUCGUAAUGAAGAGGACAUACGUAGCAUGGAUGCCCGAAACAAAAUCACUCAAGACAUGCUGCAGCCCAAGGUGCGAAGAUCAUUUUCAGAUGAAGAAGGCAGUUCUGAGGAUCUGCUGGAACUUUCAGAUGUAGACAGUGAAUCCUCAGAUAUCAGUCAGCCAUAUAUAGUGUGCAGACAGUGUCCAGGAUAUCGGCGACACUCUGUUCAGCCACCUCCUUGCCCAGGGCAGGAGGGGGAAGCAGAAGGAUUGCAGGCACUGGGAGAUGCACCAUCCACAUCUACUAAUUUCCCUGCAGCUGUCCAAGAGUAUGUGUGUCCAUCUCAAGGAAGUCAUGUGAUAUGCACAUGCUGUUUUCAGCCAAUGCCAGACCGAAGAGCAGAACGUGAACAGAAUCCACACAUUGCCCCUCAACAAUGCACAGUUUGUCUACAACCGUUUUGUCACUUGUACUGGGGCUGCACUCGGAUGGCAUGUACUGGCUGCUUGGCACCAUUCUGUGAAAUAAAUCUUGGUGACAAGUGUUUAGAUGGAGUCCUAAGCAACAACCACUAUGAAUCAGAUAUUCUAAAGGAUUACCUGGCAUCCAGGGGUUUGACAUGGAAAAACAUGUUAAAUGAAAGUCUAUUAGCUCUUCAAAGAGGUGUCUUUUUGCUGCCAGAUUACAGAAUUACUGGAAAUACAGUGCUUUGUUACAGUUGUGGUCUCCGUAGUUUUCGAGAGCUCGCCUACCAGUAUAGGCAGAAUAUUCCUGCCGCUGAACUACCAGUGACUGUCACAUCACGUCCUGAUUGCUACUGGGGGCGCAACUGUCGGACUCAGGUUAAAGCACACCAUGCUAUGAAAUUCAAUCACAUUUGUGAACAGACACGUUUCAAGAACUAAAUAUUUGUAGUCUGUAGGGAGAGGAUGAAGCCUGAAAUACAGAUCUUACAGUAAAUGUUUUCAGGGGAUGUUCUUAGUUCCCUCAUAGCAGGGAGUCAAUAACUUGCAUCAGGUACUCUGGUGUGACUUUUUUAAUUUGUAGAGUCUUACAGUUGUAUAUGAGUAAGGUAGAAAACCUUUGUUUAAAAAAAGAAAAGAAAAGUGAAAAGCAUUGCAUUCCAUCCUCAUUAGUACAGCGUCCCUAUUUCACUAUGCUCAAAUAACAGCCAUAAAUUGGAGGACCUAAGAAUGAGCAAGGAAUGUGUUUGCACUAAAUGUGGCAGAAAAUGAGAGAAAUCCUUAGAUUUUAAAAUAUAAAUGAUUUGUACCAGUAUCUUGUUGGAUAUUUCAGGAGCCAUUAAUGUCCCAAAAAAAGGAAACUAAGUCUGCAUUUUGUUGUACUCUGGUAUUAUUGUAGUAGGGCUAGAAAAUCCAUUAAUAUUCAUUAAAUAUGCCAUUAAUAUUCGUCAAUUUUCAAAAAAGAGCUGAUUGAUUAUAUGCUCAUCAGAACAUGCAUUUAACUACUUACUUUCCCCUAUCCUUUCAACAACAAGCAACUUCAGGUUGCUGCCCUAAUAGUAUGUACAGUGCUAUGACAGCAAACUAUUACUUUUUUUUAGUUUAGUAGUCCUGUUUCUCUUCAAUGUUAAAGAUAAAAAAUACACAAUCAUUUACAAACCAAAUUCAAAUUUGCAGCAGUAGUUGCCUAUGUCUGAACAAACUUCUGUUUAUUAUCUGUAGAGCAACAUUAUAUCAAAAGACCAAAACAAUAUUCCUGGUACAAAGCAGUCAGUAAAACAAGUUAGUGCAAUUUUUUUAAAUGCAUUUUUCAUUUGUUAGGCUGUAGCACAUAUACAUUUGGUGAAAAAGUUUUAAAAGGCUGUCACUUUAGCAGAAAUUAUCUACAAAACAGCUCCACAACAGAUGAACUUGAGCAAUACGGAGGAAUUCUUUUGCAUUGGGAGGAGGGAUUAUAAAAAGGGACACUGAUGUCAGUGACAUAUUGAGUGAUUGUAGGCUACACUUUUUUUUUCCAAGUGUGUGUUUAAAAAAGCUUUCUGAGCAUAAUAAAAUAAAAAUAAAAACUGAGUGUACGCAAAUAUGUCAUAAUCAUGCAUUUGAGUACACCAGUUUUUUGGUUUUUUAAGUCCAGGAGAACAAAGCAGAAUGGGAGAAAAGAGUACAAAAUUACCUCUGUAUAUAUAUUGUUAUUUUAAAUGAGCCUUGUUUUGCAAACAAAAUUUAUAUUUCAGUACUAAAUACAUACAAUAGUAGGGAGCACAAGAUAACACAGCACAUUGUAUCUAUUCAGUGUCAGUUAAUUAAACCAAUAUAUCCAGUGCUGCACACUUUUAAUAUAAAUGCUAAUUAAAAAUAAUGCAUUUGUGCUCAGAUUUUUAUUCUUAAGAAUAGCUGCAGCAAGGAUGGGUCUAUGGACAAUAUCCCUGAUGCAAUUAAAAAGUACACUUUGUGUGGAUUUCUCUUCCUAAUCUCUGGGCAUUUUUUCCUGUGAGUAAGAUUGAAAUCAGAUCUGGAAUAAUACUUGAAAUGUAACAACAAGAGUUUGUUUCUACUUUUUUUACUAUAAACUAACAAAUAUUCUGUUGCAUUAUUUUAUAUUUAGAAAGUUUUUGGGUUGUUGUUUGUCUUUUUGGGGUUUUUUUUGGGGGGGGGGGAGGGGAAGAAAGGGAUUGGAUGAAUAGUUAUAUUGUAUCUUCUCAGGACAACUAUUCCCAGCUGUCUGGUCUCAGUUUCAUUGCUGGCUGUGCAUGUAGCAAAUUGCAUGCAUUGUGGAAGAAAAAUGCCUUUGCACAUUACAUGCAGAAAUGUCGUUUGCAUUCUCACUCGCCACUUUUUCCACACCCCAGAUAAGCUUUCAGCAUGGGCUUGGCCCCAGGCUAGAGUUCAAGUCCCUAGCGUGCUGAAUUUCUUUUGUUGAGUUACAGAACAUGUCUACAGUACUGUGUACAAUUUCACUUGCACUUACUCAAGCUGUUUGUGUGUAUAGGGAUGUGUAUUACACAACUUACUAAAAUUUGAAAGAAAAAUCUCAUGCUCUUAACAUCUAAACUACCUGUACAGUAGAGAUUUGUGAAAUUACUUGGAUAUACCCUCUUUUUUUUUUCUCCAUUUAGAGAAUAAAUCUGCCUUUCUAUGCAUAGGGGGUUGAAGUAGUGCAAUUGAAUGACUCUUUUGUGGAUAUAUUGUACUUGGAAGAGCUAAGAAACUUUCUUGCAAAUAGGGAGGGUGAAUAAAUCCUGAUCUUUAUAUGCUCUUAAGUAACUAAGGGCAUCUUUCAUGGGUAUUACAUACUCUCUAUACCAGUUCUUUUUAAAUGUAUGGUUGCCAGGUGAUAUUAGUUUCAUGUGAUAACUGUAUAAACUAUGCUUGUGUAAUUGUUUAAAUAGUGUAAAGGUGCAGCAUAUUUUUUAACCUAAGCACACCCCCACCUUCUUUAUAAGAGAGAUUUGGGAGCUAAGCGUGAACUGUUAUAGAUAGGUGUUGUGAAAAUCAGGUUAAUUAUGAUAGGGUUUAAUGUAGCAGUGAAUAAGAUAGGCUCCCUCUUUUGAGAAAGUUCUCUUAUAAAGAAAGUGGAGCGUAGUUCUUCCAAUUUUUUGUGACUUUUCUGGACUAAAAUGUUAUUAAUAAAAAAAACAACUCA